Molecule: messenger RNA, 3725 nt
Organism: Oncorhynchus kisutch (coho salmon)
Lineage: Eukaryota; Metazoa; Chordata; Actinopteri; Salmoniformes; Salmonidae
Gene: hmmr
Product: hyaluronan-mediated motility receptor (RHAMM)
Exons: 20
Coding region: 113-3172 (1019 amino acids)
Cellular component (GO): membrane
Molecular function (GO): hyaluronic acid binding
Source: RefSeq, a predicted model, not a curated record
UUGAUACUGGAGUUUUGAAUUUGAAUCAGUGCGUUAGAACUCUUCGUGCGUCGCUAUAAUUUUUAAACUAGCUACUAAUUUUCGAGUGAACUAUUUCGUCCAAACUUAAGCCAUGUCUUUUUCAAGAGCUCCAGUGAAACGAUUUAAUGAAAAUAUCGGCUGCGCCCCAGCACCGGGCACAUAUGAGCUGAAACCAGGAGAGGUGAAGGGACCUGCCUCUUUCCACCGAUCAGAGCGCUUCAAACUGCUCAAAGCCAGUGGUGCUCCUUUCAUCCCACCACCAUCUCCUUCUAAAGAUGUUCCCAUGUCACCUGUGGCUGUGCGUAGGACCAUGUCUGUGGAUGGCCUGGUUGAUGGGUCCAUGUCAAAGAAAGACAAGAGCGGCCAAUCGAUGCAGAUGAAACAGCAGAAACUCCUGGAGAAAGAGAUCCGGUCCCUGGUGCAGCAGCGCGGGGAGCAGGACAGGCGCCUGGUAACCCUGGAGGAGGAGCUGAGGAAGGUGGAGGCCAAGCUGUUGUCUGCGGUCAGGGAGAAGACUGGUCUGGCAGCUAACAUCACCACCCUGGAGAGACAGCUGGCUGAGCUUAAGAAGACUAACGAGUUCCUCAAGAACAAGGUUUCUGCAGACACCACUAAGAAGAGGAUCCAGUCUCUGUCUAUGGAGCUGAUGGAGGCCAGAAACAAAUUGGACGUCAAUGACAAGGAGCUGAGUUUCCUCCAGAUCAGUACAGAGGGCCAGGUGAAGUUGCUGGAGACAGACCUGGAGGCAGCCAGAGCUACACUCACCGCCCUGAGGGAGAGGAACAAGGACCUGGAGGACCUCCACCAUGACACCAAAGUCCAGAAUGAGGAGCUGGAGAAUGAUAUGGAUACGCUGCAAGCUGUGAUCCAGGAGCUGAGAGAGGAGGUCAAUGUUCUUCAGGGUUACCUGGACACAGCCAACGACCACAUCCAGGAUCUGCGUAUGAAGCUUCAUGGGAAGACCGAGAUGGUGAACAGCAUCUCUGAGUCUCAGCAGGAGAAACUGGGCCAUCUUGAGCAGAAACUUGAGCAGUGCACCGCGGAGCUCGAAAACUCUCAGAACACUCUCCGUCAGAAGGAGGAGGAGUCAGAGAAAGGUCAGCAGGACCUGCAGGCUUCCCGUGAUGCUUUGCAGGAGACGGAGAAGCUUCUGGAGCGGCGAGAGGUGGAGCUGAUGUCCUCCCAGAAGGCAUUGGGAGAGAUGGAGGUACAGGUGCAACGGGCCAACCAGGAAGUGUCUGACUCCCAGAUUGCACUGCGGCAGCAAGAGGCGGAGCUAGUGCGGCUGCGAGAGGUGCUGAGGAGGACAGGGGAGGAGCUGGAUGAGAAAGUAGCUCACCUGGAAGAGAAGUGCAAGGUCCUGGAGGAGGAGAGCGUUAGUAGCCAGGGGAGAGUGGAGGAGCUGAAGGCAGAGCUGAGCCUCCUGCGGGAGAACAGGAGGAGUGAGGAGGAGGUGCAGGAGCAGCUGGAGCAGACACACACCUCCCUGGCUGAGGAGCUGAAGCAGGAAAAGGAGCAUGCAGCCUCCCUGGCCUCAGUGCUGGAGAGGGUGAGGGAGGAGACAGAGGAGGAAAGAAAAGAGUUGGAGGAUGAGUUGGAGGAGGCUCUAGGAGUGCUGUCGGUUCUGGAGUUGCAGGAUGAGCGGAGAGUGGAGGCCCUACAGGGUCUCCAACAGGAGAAGACCGAGUUGGAGAGAGAGCUGACUGAGACCAGAGCACUGCUAGACAGGAGGAGCAGUGACGUGCAGGUGGUACACUCUACCAUGAGGAGCCUGCAGGAGGAACACACCACCUCCCUCAGCAAGAUAGGAGACCUGGCCACUGAACUGGAGAGCUCCAGGCAGGCCCUGAAGGGAGCAGAGGAGAGGGGUAGAGCGCUGGAGGAAGAGGUGGAGAGGGUGACGAAGCAGAUGAAAGAAGAGAUGGAGAGAAUGAAUCAGUGUAAAGAGGUGGAGGUGAAGAAGGUGAGGGAGGAGAUGGAGGAGGAGCAGGAGAAACAUCUAGCUGACCAGCAGGCUCAGGAGAAAGCAAGAGCGGAGUAUGCAAGAAUGCUGUUGGCGGCACAGACUCGUCUAGCUCAGAGAGAUGAGGAGAUGAAGAGGGCUGAGGAGGAGGUGCAGAGACAGCUGCAGGAGGAGAGGAUGGAGAAAGAGGAGGUUCAAAGGCUACUGGAGCAGGAGAAAGGAGAGAGGGAGGUGCAGAGGAGAGACUUGAAGCAAUGUAUGUCAGAGGAGGUGGGGAGGCUAGAGAGACAGGUGGAGGUGUUAGAGGAGGAGAAGCUAGCUCUUAAGUGCUUGGUAGGAGAGGUGGGAAAGGAGAAACAGAGCCUUCACAACCAUUUUGAGAAGAUGGAGGAUCAGGUACAGAAAGAUCUGCCCUGUCUAGAGAACCACAUGGAGGUAGAGAAAGAGAGGGAUGAACUGAAAACGGUAGUGGAGAUGUUUGAAAUAGACAAACGGGGCCUUCAGGACCAGGUAGAACUAAUACACAACCGACUGAUGAAGGCAGAAGAACAGAGAGCGAGUCUCCAGAGCCAGUUAGAACUGAUGGAAGAGAAGGUUUCUCUCCAGAGCCAGGUGGACCCAGUUGUCCAGGAGAAGGUGACUCUCCAGAGCCAGGUGGACCCAGUUGUCCAGGAGAAGGUGACUCUCCAGAGCCAGGUGGACCCAGUUGUCCAGGAAAAGGUGACUCUCCAGUGGGAGAUGGAGGAACAGAGAAGAGACUUCCAGAGACAGCUGGUGGCAACUCGGGACAAGAGUGAUGCAGAGACAGAACACUGGAGAAGACAGUACGAGGAGCUCUUCACUAAGGUCAAACCCUUCCAGGAGCAGCUGAAUGGGUUUGCUGCAGAACGGGACGCGCUACUGAAUGAGAAUGGGGCAAACCAGGAGGAGCUGACCCGGCUCGCGGACGCCUACGCUCGUCUGCUGGGUCACCAGAACCAGAAACAAAAGAUCAGACACGUGGUGAAGCUCAAAGAUGAGAACGUCUCCCUCAAACAGGAGCUGUCUAAGCUGCGUGCCCAGGUGUCUCGUCAGAAGGGAGGCCAGCCCCAACGCAGGGUUGACUCCAUCAAAGCCUUGAACCACCUGGACAGCAAGGAGAACGAGCAGCCUGCUGCCGCACCUCUCAGACAGGGAAACCGCUGUUGAAAGGUAAACAAUGGACAGACCCUCAUAGAAAGCACCAACUGUCCUGGGUGAACAGGACGCCUCCUGUUGAGUCAAGAGGUUGUCAUGUUCUUGCCUAAUAUUUAAUUGUCAUUUGAUACCAAAUGCUCUGAAAAGCUACUUGAUGAAUCUACAAGGGGGGGUGGGGGUGUUUGCAAACCUGUAUAUGUUUUAGCAGAAACAAAGGCCUUUAUCUUUCCAUCCUAUAGAGCAAUUAUGUCAGUAUCAGCAUGAAACAUGCCCGUCAUUCUUUUGCUACAGCAUUCAUAUUAAGCACAAUGUUUUGUUUGUUUUCUUCAACAUAACAUACAGUUGUGUCUAAUGCAAAUACCUUGUACAUGUUUAGCUCUAUUCAUUUACAUUUAGUUUGUUUGAUUAGACAUUCCCAUCUUAUUUCCAGAAGAUGGGAAUGUAAGUUCUCUUUUCACUGGUUUACCUUUUUACUUUCUUCCAACAGCCUGACUCUUGUAAAUAAAGCCCCACAUGUUCUCUCUUCCUUCACACUGAGAGAAGCGGGAUGAUUGUUUUAAAUAAA